AUGGGAUUAAAAGACCCUCUCGCCGGCGUUUUUGAUCUUGGCCGGAGAAUUGACCUACUCACGACAAUGGGGAUAUCAGAAGCAAAAGCGAGACUCGAACUGUUCCUAGACUGGCUUCAGGUGAAUGGAGCUGAGUUAAGAGGCUGCAACAUCAACUAUUCCGAUUCCCGAAAAGGAUUUGGCAUUUUCGCCUCCAGCUUCACUGAAACUUCCGAUGAUGUUUUGCUUGUUGUUCCGCUUGAUCUGGCCAUCACCCCUAUGAGAGUUCUUCAGGACCCUCUCCUUGGUCCAGAGUGUCAGAAAAUGUUCGAACAGGGAGAAGUAGAUGACCGCUUCCUGAUAAUUCUGUUCCUCACUUUGGAGCGUCUUCGUAAAAACUCUUCUUGGAAGCCGUAUCUUGAUAUGCUUCCCACUCGAUUUGGCAAUCCUCUUUGGUUUUCCGAUGAUGAGAUGGUUGAGCUGAAAGGGACAAACUUGUAUCACGCAACCGAGUUACAGAAGAAGAAGUUGCUCUCACUUUUCCAUGACAAAGUGGAGGGCCUGGUGAAAAAGCUUCUUAUUUUGGAUGGCGAUUCUGAAAGCGAGGUCUCCUUUGAACAUUUUCUCUGGGCUAAUUCUGUAUUCUGGAGUCGAGCCUUGAAUAUUCCUCUUCCACAUUCUUUCGUGUUUCCACAAAGCCAGGAAGAUGUUGGGGAAUGCCCAUCAACAAGUCAUACACCUGAAGUGAAUUCAGUUGAGGAAAAAGGCAAGUCAUUUACUGAAUUCUAUGCUCCACUCCCUGGUGCGGCAUCUGUAGGACCUGGAGAUACUCUGUGGGUUGAGGGGCUUGUUCCCGGCAUUGACUUUUGCAACCAUGAUUUGAAGCCUAUGGCGACUUGGGAAGUUGAUGGGACCGGAUCAGUAUCUAGAGUUCCUUUCUCCAUGUACCUUCUCUCCGUUGCACAAAAUCCUACCCCAAACAAGGAGAUCUCGAUCAGUUAUGGUAACAAAGGAAACGAGGAGCUUCUUUACCUGUACGGAUUUGUGAUAGAGAACAAUCCAGAUGAUUAUGUCAUGGUACAUUAUCCUGUCGAGGCGAUUCCGAGUAUCCCGUUUUCUGAUUCUAAGGGACAGCUUCUUGAAGCCCAGAAAGCUCAACUCCGGUGUCUCCUGCCAAAAUCGCUCCUGGAUCAUGGGUUUUUGCCACAAAGCACAUCGAAAGUCAGAGAAAGCGAUAAGAAGGAAACAGAGAGACCCUGUAAUUUCAGUUGGUCUGGGCAGCGUAAGAGGCCCUCCUAUAUGAACAAACUAAUUUUCCCAGAAGAUUUCAUGACUGGCUUGAGGACCAUUGCCAUGAAAGAAGAUGAGAUCUACAAGGUCUCAGCUAUGCUUGAAGAGCUUGUAGAGUCAAGACCAGACGAGCAACCUUGUGAAACUGAGGUGAGGAUGGCGGUAUGGGAAGCAUGCGGGGAUUCUGGAGCUUUGCAGUUACUUGUGGAUCUCCUUAAUGCAAAGAUGAUGAAGCUGGAAGAGAAUUCGGGCAGUGAGGAAGGAGAUGCUUGUAUCCUUGAGGAGGCAUGCGUCUUGGAGAGCCACGAACAGCCGAGGGAGUUGGAGGAUGGGAGAAGGACAAUGAGCAGAAACAAAUGGUCAAGUGUGGUGUACCGUCGAGGGCAGAAACAGCUCACAAGACUGUUGUUGAAGGAAGCAGAGCAUGCCCUUCACUUAACCCUCUCCUCUGAUCAUUGA
This is a messenger RNA of Thlaspi arvense, 1728 nucleotides long. The record is from the annotation of a GenBank genome assembly. Lineage: Eukaryota; Viridiplantae; Streptophyta; Magnoliopsida; Brassicales; Brassicaceae.